Molecule: messenger RNA, 2774 nt
Organism: Rhipicephalus sanguineus (brown dog tick)
Lineage: Eukaryota; Metazoa; Arthropoda; Arachnida; Ixodida; Ixodidae
Product: ATPase family protein 2 homolog
Exons: 14
Coding region: 132-2702 (856 amino acids)
Cellular component (GO): cytoplasm
Molecular function (GO): ATP binding; ATP hydrolysis activity
Source: RefSeq, a predicted model, not a curated record
GAGUCGUUUGUUUCGUUUCUGUGCUGUUGGAUGGUGAUCCACAACGGAUGCAAACUGGUCGAUUACUUUGCCUUCUCAGCACUACAUGAGUACACUGUACUACACGUGUGCAGCAAGGAAGAGCGUAAAUCAUGCCGCCAAAAGGAAAAGGCCCCAAGUCCGACUUUUUGCAGUGCGAUGCCUGUGGUGUGAUCGUAGCUUCCAAAGACGCUGCCUUGCACGAGCGGGUCUGCUCACGAUGCAAAUUCGAGGGCGAAAAGUUAGAACACGACUUUAUUCACGAUGGUGUUCUACACGGCACUCUUCAAGAUUAUCCAGGUGAUGAGACACUGACACUGCCCGAGUGGAUGAAGUCUCAGCUGUUGUAUCUCCACCCGUCAUGCAUGAAGAUGUGCAACACAGGGAUCAAGGACGUCGUGGAAGUUUCCCAGGAGGGUCAAACGCAUCUACUCAUUGCGUGGCCAUCGACCAAUGUCGGUCUGACAUGUGUGGCUAUGCCCAAGCGCUUCAGAACAAGCAAGUCCAAAGCAGUUACCAUAAAAAGGCACUGCAGCUCCAUUGUAGCUGCCAGCAGUGUUACAGUGAUGUCCACUCAGGACACAGUGAAGGAAAGUGAUGCAAGCCUCCAAAAAUGCCUUUUGCAGCAAAACAUGGGAAUUUUCACAAAGCCAGGAUCUUCAAUGCAGUGCUGCUUUUACGGACAAAUACUGAACUUUGAAGUGAUUGAAACUCAAGGGGAAGAUGGUUUGUCAUUGAAGAGCCCGUCUCGGCUCUUUUUGUCUCACAAUGACGACAGCUUAGGCGAGAGCAUGAAAAGACUCUCAAUACAUGAAGAGCUAAGUGGCGACCAUAGCUUUAGGGCAACUUCCAUGUCUCCUCGUUCAAGAACUCCAAGGAAGAAUGUUUCAUGGUCAGUACACAGCCCUGUUGCCUUCAGCACACCAAAGUCAUUAUUGCACCGUCAAUGUGAAAGUGAGAAAGUGACAUUUCAUAGAAUCAGAUCCAGUACGGACAUCAUUAUUAAGUCUGCAGAUGAACAGGAUAGUGAAAGGCGUACCUCUGCUGGCUAUGAUCACAUUGGAGGUCUCGACAAGGAGAUACAGCAACUUCGAGAACUUUUUGAAGUGCCCCUGAAGCAUCCUGGGACGUUUGCUCGAUUCGGGUUGAAGCCACCGAGAGGCGCACUUCUCUUUGGCCCUCCAGGCACUGGAAAAACCAUGCUGGCGCGAGCAGUUGCAGCAGAGUCAAAAGCUGCACUCAUUGUAAUAGAUGGUCCCCAGAUAUUUAGCAAGUACUAUGGAGAAACUGAGGCCACUCUAAGAAGCUUAUUCAAGGACGCUUCCGAGAGAGCACCAAGCAUUGUGUUCAUAGAUGAGAUCGAUGCACUUUGUCCCAAACGUGAGUCUGGAACGUCCAAUCAAGAGGCAAGGGCAGUGGCCACACUGGUGUCUCUCAUCGAUUCAUUGCCGCUUGUCGAGGACAAGUGGGUUUUAGUGCUGGGUGCCACUAACAGACCCAACUUUGUUGACCCAUCCCUGCGCCAGCCAGGCCGGCUUGACCGAGAAAUCGAGAUUGGUGUGCCCACUGCACAUGGACGGCAGCAGAUUCUUCAGAAAAUAUUGAGUAAUGUCAACCACUCACUAAGCAUCGAAGAUAUCACAGAAAUAGCAGAUGUUGCCCACGGCCUCACAGGAGCAGAUUUAGCAGCUGUUUGUGCUGAUGCUGCCCUGCGUGCUCUUGAAAGAAACAUUGCAAGUAAGAAUACCCCUGACGCCACCUUAUCCAAAGUUGUGCAGUUGACAAAAGCUGAUAUGGCUACUGCGCUGCGUCAUACCAAGCCAAGUGCGAUGCGUGAGGUUGCUUUGGAGAUUCCGAAGGUGCGCUGGAGCGAUAUCGGAGGAAUGAAAGAGGUGAAGCUGAAACUGCAGCAAGUUGUGGAAUGGCCAUGGAAACACAGGGAUGCCUUUAUCCGUCUCGGAGUGACACCUCCAUGUGGUGUGCUACUGUACGGUCCACCUGGCUGUUCAAAAACCAUGAUAGCCAAAGCACUGGCCACGGAGAGUGGCCUCAACUUCAUUGCAAUCAAGGGACCAGAAUUGUUCAGCAAGUGGGUUGGUGACUCUGAGAGGGCUGUUCGAGAUCUCUUCCGCAAGGCGAGAGCAGCAUCACCCUGCAUCAUAUUUUUUGAUGAGAUUGAUGCCCUGGCUGUGCACAGAGGAAGCACAAGUGGCAGCAGCAACGUGGGGGACCGUGUCAUUGCCCAGCUGCUGACAGAAAUGGAUGGCAUCGAGAAACUGGAAGAUGUUAUCUUGGUUGCAGCUACAAAUCGACCAGACAUGAUUGACCAGGCCCUUAUGCGACCUGGGAGAUUGGACAGCAUUGUGUAUGUGCCACUGCCCGAUGUUGACACAAGGAAGGAAAUUCUGCACUUGAACCUUUCGAAAAAGCCCUUGGGGAAUGAUGUGGAUAUUGAAGACCUGGCAAGUAAAACCAAUGGCUAUUCUGGAGCAGAGGUCGUGGCUGUAUGCCAAGAAGCAGCGCUGCUCGCCCUGGAGGAAGACAUCAAUGCCACGUGUGUCGAGGGUCGGCACCUGGAAGCUGCGCUGAAACUUGUCCAGCCACGUAUCUCUCCAGAGUCCGUCAAAUUCUACGAGUCCUACUGGGCAUCUUCCCAGAGCAGACACACCUCAAAAGAGUCUUGAAUGCCGCGCUCAUCCCUUCGCCUCGGAAGAGGGGAAACCACUCGAAAGUUUCUCUAGCAGGUCUGGUUCACG